Ailuropoda melanoleuca (giant panda) is the source of this 2919-nucleotide messenger RNA. RefSeq names its product potassium voltage-gated channel subfamily A member 5 (gene KCNA5). Gene Ontology annotation, biological process: potassium ion transmembrane transport; protein homooligomerization; action potential. The record is from RefSeq and is a predicted model, not a curated record. Bases 297 to 2108 code for a protein of 603 amino acids. Gene Ontology annotation, molecular function: protein binding; delayed rectifier potassium channel activity. The transcript has a single exon. NCBI's taxonomy places the organism in Eukaryota, Metazoa, Chordata, Mammalia, Carnivora, Ursidae. Gene Ontology annotation, cellular component: membrane; voltage-gated potassium channel complex; intercalated disc.
GGAGGCCGAGCACCGCCCCGCAGCCGACAGGGGCGGCUGAAGGUUGCAUCUGCUGGAAGGAGGCUUUUGGCUGCUUGGUAACAGGCUGCCAGAACGGAGAGCGAGGCAGAGAGCAGGGCAGCGGCUUCUUGACGUCAGGACCGAGCCAGGGGAUCGCGCCAGCAGCCCUAGCCCGCCCCAGAGUGGGGGCCGGCCGACGGCAGGAGAAAAGCCGGACACAAGGCGCCCAGCGGGGCGUGAGCGGGGGCUGCGGACGCCGGUCGGUAGGGGCGCAGCAUGCCCCCUGCCCCCUGGCCAUGGAGAUCGCCCUGGUGCCCCUGGAGAACGGCGGUGCCAUGACCGUCAGAGGAGGAGGUGAGACCCGGACAGGCUGUGGCCAGGCCAUAGGGGGAGAGCUCCAGUGUCCCCCGACGGCUGGGCUCAGGGAUGGACCCACAGAGCGGGCUCCAAGGGCGCGCGGCACGCAGAGGGGAGUGGACCUGGGAGGGCGGCCUUUGCCACCCCUGCCCCAGGAGCCGCCGCAGCCUCGACGGCUGCCUCCGGAGGACGAGGAGGGAGAAGGCGACCCCGCCCUGGGCAUGGCGGAGGACCAGGUGCUGCGCGCGGGGUCCCUUCACCACCAGCGCGUCCUUAUCAACAUCUCUGGGCUGCGCUUCGAGACGCAGCUGGGCACCUUGGCGCAGUUCCCCAAUACCCUCCUGGGGGACCCGGCCAAACGCCUGCGCUACUUCGACCCCCUGAGGAACGAGUACUUCUUUGACCGCAACCGGCCCAGCUUCGAUGGCAUCCUCUACUACUACCAGUCCGGGGGCCGCCUGCGGAGGCCCGUCAAUGUCUCCCUGGACGUGUUCGCAGAUGAGAUCCGCUUCUACCAGCUGGGGGACGAGGCCAUGGAGCGUUUCCGGGAGGAUGAGGGCUUCAUUAAAGAAGAGGAGAAGCCCCUGCCCCGAAAUGAAUUCCAACGCCAGGUGUGGCUUAUCUUUGAAUAUCCAGAAAGCUCGGGGUCCGCGAGGGGCAUAGCCAUCGUCUCGGUCUUGGUCAUUCUCAUCUCCAUCAUCACCUUCUGCUUGGAGACCUUGCCAGAGUUCAGGGAUGAACGGGAGCAGCUCCGCCAUCCCCCAGUGCCCCACCAGCCUCCUGGGCCUGCCCGGGGGGCCAAUGGCAGCGGGGCUCUGGCUCCUCCCUCCGGCCCUACAGUGGCACCUCUCCUGCCUAGGACCCUAGCUGACCCCUUCUUCAUUGUAGAGACCACGUGUGUCAUCUGGUUCACCUUCGAGCUGCUUGUACGCUUCUUUGCCUGCCCCAGCAAAGCAGAGUUCUCUCGCAACAUCAUGAACAUCAUUGAUGUGGUGGCCAUCUUUCCCUACUUCAUCACCUUGGGCACUGAGCUGGCAGACCAACAGCCAGGCGGGGGAGGGGGCGGCGGCCAGAAUGGGCAGCAGGCCAUGUCCCUGGCCAUCCUCAGAGUGAUCCGCCUGGUCCGGGUGUUCCGCAUCUUCAAGCUCUCCCGACACUCCAAGGGGCUGCAGAUCCUGGGCAAGACCUUGCAGGCCUCCAUGCGGGAGCUGGGCCUGCUUAUCUUCUUCCUCUUCAUCGGAGUCAUCCUCUUCUCCAGUGCCGUCUACUUUGCAGAGGCUGACAACCAGGAGACCCAUUUUUCCAGCAUCCCAGAUGCCUUCUGGUGGGCAGUAGUCACUAUGACCACAGUAGGCUACGGGGACAUGAGGCCUGUCACAGUGGGGGGCAAGAUUGUGGGCUCGCUGUGUGCCAUCGCUGGGGUGCUCACCAUCGCCCUGCCUGUGCCCGUCAUUGUCUCCAACUUCAACUACUUCUACCAUCGGGAGACGGACCAUGAGGAGCAGGCAGCUCUUAAGGAAGAGCAGGGCAGCCAGAGCCAUGGGACAGGGCAGGACAGUGGAGGCCCUCGGAAGACCAGCUGGAGCAAAGGGUCCCUCUGCAAGGCUGCGGUGUCCCUGGAGAACGCAGAUGGAGCCCGAAGGGGCAGCUGUCCCCUGGAGAAGUGUAACCUCAAGGCCAAAAGCAAUGUGGACUUGCGGAGGUCCCUCUAUGCCCUCUGCCUGGACACGAGCCGGGAAACGGAUUUGUAAGGGAGAGCCCUGGCAGAUCGGUGGUAGUGGGGUGGGGGAUAGCAGAGGCUUCCUGAGCCUGGGUAUCUACUUCAUACCACAGAGUAUUUCAAACCCACCUUGAAGUCUGUCCCUCUUCUUUCACUUCUCUCCUUCCCUCCCUCCCUUGAUCCCCCAUUUUUCCUCUUCUUUCCAUGACACCAAGGGUCGCCUAUUUUUAAAAAGUACCACAUUCCAUGACGCAGGAGCUGUUGAAAUGGUGAGCACUGUGAAAUGGAUGUAUUUGUAGCCAGUUCCCUAUACCCAGCAGAGGGAUAACCCAAACAAAAAUGACUUUAAAUAGCCCAGAUCCCAAGAGAUUUUGUAACCCCCUCCAUGUGUUCCAAAUUUGCUUUAUAUAUGAUUUUAUUUGUGUAUAGGGGAAAAUAUUUUUAUGUCCAGUGAGUGGAUUUUUGUACUGCAGCUCAGUUGGAGAUAUUUUGGAUAUAUUUUCCAGGAAUGCUGUAUUUAUGGAAAAGAGAGUUAUUGUGAUUUUUUUUUUGUGAUACUUAUAUUAGGGCCAGAGACCCUAGUUAUGGCUGUUCUGGUUCCUGUGUCUGUAAGCCUCUCUCUUUUCUAGGAUGUGGUAUCGGUGUUUUGCAUCUAGGGCAGGGAAUGUUCUGGAAGAAAGGCAAGACUGAGCUUUUCUGUGCGCCUUAAACAAUUCUUGUAACUUUCUUUGAAAAGCAUUUUAAUGAUGCUGAAGAAAGAUUUCCGAUAAUUCAUUCUCUUUAUUUUUAUCCCAGGAAAUAAAAUAUUAUGUGGUUGAGGCAAGUGUUAGUUGUUUCUUUGU